This is a messenger RNA of Penicillium riverlandense, 1149 nucleotides long. Its product is annotated as adenosine deaminase family protein. The record is from RefSeq and is a predicted model, not a curated record. Gene Ontology annotation, biological process: adenine catabolic process; hypoxanthine salvage; purine ribonucleoside monophosphate biosynthetic process. The coding region runs from base 1 to 1149 and encodes 382 amino acids. Gene Ontology annotation, cellular component: cytosol. The transcript has 2 exons. NCBI's taxonomy places the organism in Eukaryota, Fungi, Ascomycota, Eurotiomycetes, Eurotiales, Aspergillaceae. Gene Ontology annotation, molecular function: adenine deaminase activity.
AUGGGUAUUGAAGAAGCCCUUUCAGUUGAGCAGCGAGAGAAGCUGAGAGAGAGCUUGUUAGCCACCGACGACAGGUUCGUCAUCGAAAUCCCGAAGGUUGAACUACAUGUACAUAUUGAAGGGACUUUAACUCCCAACCUGAGAUGGAAGUUGACUCGACGAAAUGGAACGACCCUCCGCCUUGCGAAAAAUACUCCAGUGCUUAAAAGCCUAGAAGAAUUGGAGGCGGCAAUCGACUCACUUCGGCCCCAACCCACUCAGACCAAUGACGAAGAGACAGUUCAGUUCUUCCAAGCAUAUUAUGAAGGAUUUGAAGCUUUGAAGACCAAGGAAGACUUCUUUGAUCUGGCGAUGAAUUACUUUGAGCGUGCUGCCUCCAUGAAUGUUCGCUACUGUGAACCAUUUUUUGACCCCCAGGGCCACACCAGUCGUGGAAUUUCCUGGGAAGACAUGAUGAAUGGUUUCAGGGAAGCCUCGAUCAAGGCGGACAAAGAACUCAAAGUCAAAUCAGCAUGGAUAAUGUGCUUCCUGCGUGAUCUAUCUCCAGAGUCUGCCCUGGAACAUUACAGAGCUGCACUACCGUACCGCGACAUCAUCGUUGGAAUUGGACUGGAUUCGAACGAGUAUAAACGACCUCCGUCUCUUUUCGAAGAAGUUUUUUCACAAGCCCGACGUGAUGGCUUCAGGCUCACAAUGCAUUGUGACGUGAACCAAGAGGAUACCCAUGAACAUAUCAGACAGUGCGCAUCUGUCAUUGCGGGUGAAGGACUUGACCGUAUUGACCAUGCUCUCAACGCUGCAGAUAAACAGAGCUUAAUGGACUUGAUCUUGAAGCGUGACGUGGGCAUGACGAUUUGCCCGUGGGCUUAUCUACGACACCAGUCACAUGCAGAAAUUGGGCCUAAUAUUCGUGUUCUAUACAAUGCAGGAAUCAAAUUAUCCAUCAACAGCGAUGACCCAGCAUAUAUGGAGGAUUGCUGGAUCCUGCAUAACUGGUUACUUGCUAAACACCUGUGCGACUUUGGAGACACAGAUAUCGCUGUUCUGGCGAAAAAUGCUGUCGAGAUAUCUUGGGCAAAACAGUCCAUAAAGGACAAUAUCCUGCAAGAGAUUGACGUGGUUUAUGAGAAGUAUCACAGAAGUCAAUAG